UUUCUUGAUUGUUGGUUGGACAGCAUAAGCAUGGGAACAAAAACAUAUGCUCGCGUCGUCUCCCCACUUCAUAUGGGGGGAGGGUGUAUAGAACUAGGGGGGCAGCUCAUGCAUGUGGUGGUCGUGCCAUGGUGUGAGUUUGGUUUUUUGGCCACAAACGAUGGAGCGAACGGCUAAAGGUGGUCAAUUAUCUGUGGAUGACAGAGCAGUUGUCGUAGUCGUAGUUUUGGGGCAUUCCCGAACUGCACGAUUGCUUGUUCACGGUGCCCUAUAUCAUCGACCGGAAAGAUUACGGUGAACAAGAGAACCAACGACAUAUGGGCGAGUCGGUAACAUUGGACGUGGAAUGUGUGAAUUCUUGCUGCGAGCGAAUACUGUACGUGCGGCGUAUCGUGGCUGCCGUUAUCUCUGUGUGCCACGGUGCUGCUGUCAUCACCUGUCGUAAUUGGUCUAUAUUUGACGCAAGGACUCAGUGAACUAUUUAAAUUCCUCGCUCAGGGUGCCAGAUUGAAUCAUUCCAGUACAGCAGGCGACACUUGUUACGCGGUGCGAUAAAAUGGAUCCGGCAACGCUCGAGGAGAAGUAUCCCUUCAUCACCAAGGAGUACCUGCAGGGCAUACUGCGGCGGGAGCAGCGCGAGAGCGCCAUCACGGUGGAGAGCUUCAAGGUGGUCGCACCGUUAGCCAAGGGUGAAAACUAUUCCAGUGACAUCUUGCGGGUGACGGUAAACUAUACGACCGGAAGCCACAAUCACAGAACUCAGACGUACAUUAUCAAGGUGUCGUUUGCGCGGGAUGAGGAUGCCGAUCUGCUCGAUGCGUACGAUGUGUUCAAGCGGGAGAUUGCCGUGUACGAUGUGGUGAUGCCGAAGGUCGAGCAGUUGCUAAGCUCGAUCGGAUACAACAAACGGCUGGCACCGGCUGCUCACGCGAUCCACACCACCACGAUCAAGCAUUUCGUGUUUGAGGAUCUGUCCCUGCAGGGAUACAAACCCGUCGGACGGACGGCUGGUUUGAACUUUCAGCAGCUUCAGCUUGUGUUGACGAAGAUCGCCAAAUUCCAUGCUGCUACCGCAGUUCUUUACAGCAUCGACGAAGAAAGCAUGGCGACGCAUCACUACCGCAACAUUAGCGAAGAUGUGCCUCAUUUCUAUCCAUUGUUCCAGAACAGUAUGGUUUCGUGCAGUGAGCAAGCAUCGCAAUGGCCCACGACCAAGGGUAGAAUAGCGGACAAGUUGCGCGCACUGGAGAAAACGAUCAUUGCCAAAGGCUGCCGGGUGUACACCCGGUGCGAAACGGACUUUAACGUGCUGAAUCACGGCGAUCUGUGGGUGAACAAUGUGAUGCUAAAAACGGAACCGAACGGGAAGCCGACCGACGUGAUUUUGGUUGACUAUGCGACCGGGUUCUUCGGUUCACCGGCCAUCGAUCUGAGCUAUCUGCUGUACACAUCGGCCGCAAACGACGUGACGGUGGAUGACUUUGAUCUGCUGCUACAGCACUAUCAUGCCGAGCUGGUUGAUACGCUGUCCAAGCUGAAGUACAGCAAAAAAAUGCCCACCCUGCUCGACAUACAGAUAGAGAUGCUGCGCAAAGGCCAUAAUGGGGUAAUGUUUUCCACCUUCCUGAUACCUCUCCGAUUGCUGGAAGACACCUCGAACGCUGAUCUGGGCGGUUUGUUGGGCAGAACGGAGGAAGCGGUCGCUUUCCGGACGAGGCUCUUUUCACAUCCCAAGUAUCAGGACCGUAUGGAGUAUCUGUUGAACUUCUUCGACCGGAAAGGCUAUCUCGAUUGAGCAAGGCGUCCGUUCCGGGGGUCUCGAUUGACUUAUCUGGCUAUGGGUAAAUCUCGUCUUUAGGAAGUCUUUACGCUCUACGUCCAACUCUGGUACUAAAUAAAUAGGUGUAGUCGAAUGCCGAGUAGAAUUUGUGUGUUAGUUUAUUACCAUUUUGUGGAGAAUUUCUCAAGAUCCUUUGCUUUCUAUUCUAGAAAUCCUUUGUACAAAAAGUAUGGCAGAAGCGGCUCGAUGAUUUCUCGAUACUCUUCCCGAUUGUACAGCUGACGACGAUAGGCACGGGCAUCUUCCUCGUUGCCGUACACACUGAUGGAUUGGUUGUAGUCUGCGAACAGGAACGGUAUGAAGCAGAUCGCUAGCACGAUCUCCAGAAAUCCCGCACGCUGUAGAUCACAGUUAACGUCGAGCAGGGUAGGGACCUUCCCCAUAUAUCCAACAGUGUCUAAAGUGCGCGUGAAUUCCUGAUGGUACAGCUGAAUCAGCUGAUGGCGUUGUGUGUCACGCGUCUCACGGUUGCAGAUGAAGUACAGAAAGUACAACAGAUCCACAGCCGGCGUUGUCCAGCAGCUAAGCUGAAAGUCGUACUGCAAGGGAAGCAAUGUAAGUACACGGUGGUAUUGAGAAUUCUUGCCAACGCCACUUACGAAAGCUACAUC
This is a messenger RNA of Anopheles moucheti, 2451 nucleotides long. RefSeq lists its product as uncharacterized. The transcript is spliced from 4 exons. Lineage: Eukaryota; Metazoa; Arthropoda; Insecta; Diptera; Culicidae. The coding region runs from base 557 to 1795 and encodes 412 amino acids. The record is from RefSeq and is a predicted model, not a curated record.